Suncus etruscus (white-toothed pygmy shrew) is the source of this 1873-nucleotide messenger RNA. It is a transcript of the gene CALR, whose product is annotated as calreticulin. Gene Ontology annotation, cellular component: endoplasmic reticulum; endoplasmic reticulum membrane. Gene Ontology annotation, molecular function: calcium ion binding. The record is from RefSeq and is a predicted model, not a curated record. Gene Ontology annotation, biological process: protein folding. The transcript has 9 exons. The coding region runs from base 70 to 1317 and encodes 415 amino acids. Lineage: Eukaryota; Metazoa; Chordata; Mammalia; Eulipotyphla; Soricidae.
UGCAGAGCCGCUGUCGGAGGAGCGACUUAAAGGGUCCGCGCGCCGUCGCCGCCGCCCCCUCGGCCCGCCAUGCUGCUGCCCGUGUCGCUGCUGCUCGGCCUCCUCGGCCUGGUGGCCGCCGAGCCGGCCGUGUACUUUAAAGAGCAGUUUCUGGACGGAGAUGCGUGGACCAACCGCUGGGUGGAAUCCAAGCACAAGUCUGAUUAUGGCAAAUUUGCUCUCACUUCUGGCAAGUUCUACGGUGACCAGGAAAAAGAUAAAGGGUUGCAGACCAGCCAGGACGCUCGCUUCUAUGCCCUGUCGUCGCGCUUCGACUCCUUCAGCAAUAAGGGCAAGACCUUGGUGGUCCAGUUCACCGUGAAACAUGAGCAGAACAUUGACUGUGGGGGCGGCUACGUAAAGCUCUUCCCGCAAGACUUGGACCAGAAGGACAUGCACGGGGACUCAGAGUACAACAUCAUGUUCGGCCCAGAUAUCUGUGGUCCCGGCACCAAGAAGGUGCAUGUCAUCUUCAACUACAAGGGCAAGAACGUGCUGAUUAACAAGGACAUUCGCUGCAAGGACGAUGAGUUCACGCACCUGUACACGCUGAUCGUUCGCCCCGAUAACACCUAUGAGGUGAAGAUUGACAACAACCGGGUGGAGUCCGGCUCCCUGGAGGAUGAUUGGGACUUCCUGCCCCCCAAGAAGAUCAAGGAUCCUGAUGCCUCCAAGCCCGAGGGCUGGGACGAGCGCGCCAAGAUUGAUGACCCUACAGACUCCAAGCCAGAGGACUGGGACAAGCCUGAGCACAUCCCUGAUCCUGACGCCAAGAAGCCAGAGGACUGGGAUGAGGAGAUGGACGGCGAGUGGGAGCCGCCUGUGAUCCAGAACCCUGAGUACAAAGGCGAGUGGAAGCCGAGACAGAUCGAUAAUCCAGACUAUAAGGGCGUCUGGAUCCACCCAGAGAUCGACAACCCCGAGUAUGCACCGGAUAGCAACAUCUAUGCCUUUGACAGCUUUGGGGUGCUGGGCCUGGACCUCUGGCAGGUGAAGUCUGGUACCAUCUUUGACAACUUCCUGAUUACCGAUGAUGAGAAAUAUGCCGAGAGCUUCGGGGCUGACACAUGGGGUGUGACCAAGGAAGCUGAAAAGCAAAUGAAGGAAAAGCAGGAUGAGGAGCAGAGGCUGAAGGAGGAGGAAGAAGAUAAGAAGCGGGAGGCAGAAGAGGCAGAGAAGGAGGAUGAUGAUGACAAGGAUGAAGAUGAUGACGAUGAUGACAAGGAAGAGGAGGAGGAAGAGGAGGACACUGCUGGCCAGGCCAAGGAUGAGCUGUAGGGGCCGCACAGCCGCCUCCAGGGCUGGACUGAGGCCUGAGCACUCCGCAGCGAGCCCACAGCGCCAAAUAAUGUCUCUAUGAGACUGGAGAACUUUCGUUUUUUUUUUCCAGGCGGGUUCUGAUUGGGGGUGGAUUUGGGGUUAACUCCUCCCCUUCGGUCUUUUUUUUUUUUUUUUUUUUUUUUUUUACUGGUGUUCUGUCAGAUCCUUUUUGGCCCCAGACCCUCCAGCUGACUUACCUCUUUCUUCAUCACCUGCCCGCCUCUGCCUCUGUUCUCCCAGGUCCUUAGUUUCCUCCAGCCUGGGGGGUGUGCCCAGGGCCAGUUCUGGACCCCAGAGAAGGGCAGGAGAAAGAGGGUGGAUAUCCCCAGCACUGAGGAAGAAUAACGGGGUUCCUAGGGCCCAAGUUCUGAUUUCCCCACUUUUCCCUCUUUGACCACAACCCCCCACCCCAGGACUGGGCCACUUCUGGGUGGGGCCGUGGGUUCCAGCUCGGCUCACACCGAGAAUGUAAGAACUUCAAACGAAAUUUCUAUUAAAUUAAGUUUUGUGUCUU